CCAGUUCGCCUGCGCCGAGCGGCUGGCACGUCACUAGUUUACCGCUUGUUGUUAUUCUAUCGCCAAGCACGGAUUUCGAUUUGCUAAAUCAUGAGCGCCCUGUUCAACUUCCACAGCCUGCUGUCGGUCAUCCUGCUGCUGAUCUGCACCUGUGCCUACCUGCGCUCGCUCUUCCCCAGCUUGAUAGACCGCAACAAGACCGGAUUCAUGGGCACCUUCUGGAAGCUGGCAAGGAUUGGGGAGCGCAAGUCGCCGUGGGUAGGAGCCGCCUGCCUGAUCAUGGCCUUCACCGUUCUCUUUUGGAGCUGAGCUCCUGCAUCCCGCAUCCCCUCCAGGAGCCGAAUGGCACCAUAGAUUAGAUAUUCCAAACUUUCUAGGACUGUAAAUACACGCUGCGUUCUGCAGCACUGGCCGCACAUUUCGGGCUUUCCCAAC
Messenger RNA from Drosophila melanogaster (fruit fly), 435 nucleotides. RefSeq names its product kish (gene ksh). The coding region runs from base 91 to 309 and encodes 72 amino acids. Lineage: Eukaryota; Metazoa; Arthropoda; Insecta; Diptera; Drosophilidae. The record is from RefSeq and is marked reviewed. Gene Ontology annotation, cellular component: endoplasmic reticulum membrane; Golgi membrane. The transcript is spliced from 3 exons.